AUGUCUUCGGUACUAACUAAUCCAUUGUACCGCCCCUUGCUUGAAAUCAUAAGAUCAGCACGAAAUGGGGUUGUUUACGGAGGUAAAUUGCGGUUUUCGCAUGCCUUGGUGAUAAAUUUACUCUACAAGUCGGGCCCGCUACUACCAAGAUUGAAACUGGUAGUCGAAGCAACCAAAGACCACGCGCUGGUGUUGGCGGCAUUUGCAAUCAUCUACAAUCUAGCCGUCAAAGUCUUGCAAAACGAUACGUUUUUGGGUCAAAAGAAUUUGCCCUUGUGCAAGUUUAUUGCCGGUUGCAUUGGCUCGUGGAUAGUGUACUCGGGCCAUUUCAACCUAUUCCACGGCGGCAUAACGCACCAAAUCACCUUGUACUGUUUUUCUCGAGUCAUGAUUGCCGCUGGCAAAAUCAUCUUGGACAAGUACUUGACUUGUGCUCAGCCCAGUUUUGUGAAUUACCAGGGUGAGUCUAUCUUUUACAAAGAUUUGAAUAACCAUCAGCAAAAGAAGUUGAAGAAUUUGAUCUACGACAAGCUGUGGAAAUACUUUGCCAUUUUGACCUGGGGGUUGGUGAUGUUUAUCUAUGAUUAUCAGCCACAGUACUUGCAGAGCUCCUUGCGCCAUUCAAUGACCUAUAUCUAUGACGUUGAAAUGGAUACUUGGAAUGACUGGAGAGAUUUUUUCGGAUUUUGA
This is a messenger RNA of Lodderomyces beijingensis, 690 nucleotides long. The record is from the annotation of a GenBank genome assembly. NCBI's taxonomy places the organism in Eukaryota, Fungi, Ascomycota, Pichiomycetes, Serinales, Debaryomycetaceae.